AUGGUCAACAAACUCGACCUCGAAGCCUUCCACCACGACCGCUCCCGGUGGCGCCGCUCACUCCUUUUCCCCUCCUGGCUCCUCCAGAUCCUCAUCCUCCUCUGCCUCAUGGGUGUGUUCGCCUACCGACUCGCAGAAACGUUCGAGCAUUACUCGGCCGAGAAAAAGAACGGUUCCAUUCCCAUGGUAGAAGUAGUAUGGGAAGCAACAAACAUCCUCUUCAACCUCCUCUCCCUCCUCCUCACAAUCCACGAACUGGCGCGCUUCAUCACCUCCCGCCUCACCCCCUUCCUCCUCCUCUCCACCAACCUCGUCAAACUUGUGCUCUCGCUUGCCGUGUUGGGUCUCGAUGUUGUAGCCCAUUUGCGACAGCUAGAUGGGCAUUACCCCACCAUCGGGCUCAGUCUUGACUGUGGUCUUCUUGCUGCUUCGUUGUCUUCGUUUGCGUACGCGGUCCUCAAGCACAGGGAGUCGAGAAAAUACGAACAAUAUCACCUCACUGACGAGGUUAAGCGUGCGGAACCGGGGAUUUUUAUGGCUGGAGCCGCGGGGGGGGGGAGGAUCACAGGGAUUGUCAAGCCUUAUGACCGGGAUAGUGCUAGUUACAGGUAUGAUUACGCCAGGACGGUGGAGAGUGAGGAUCGUCGUGUCAGUUGGGGGGAGGGGGGCAAGGAGGAAACCGGUCACCUCAGUUCUGAACAACACGGCUCGGUGGCGUCAGGCAGGACGGGUGUCACAGUCAGAGAGAUCUCGCCCAGUGGGACCGGGUUGAAGAGGGAGAUUGACAGGGCGCCGAGCGGGGAGCUUGGUUGGGCUGCUGGCGGGCAGGUAGGGAGUGGUGUCAGUCCGAGCAGCAGCAUGACCGGGCGAAGUGGCAGCGUGGUGCGCAACGCGGGGGUGGUGCACAUGACUGUGCCGGAGAUUCAUGUUUCUAGGCAGCAGAGUUGGAGGAUGGAGGUGAUUGCUGAGGAGGGGGAGGAUGCAGGGAGGACGAGGGAGGGGGGAUAA
Molecule: messenger RNA, 1008 nt
Organism: Podospora pseudocomata
Lineage: Eukaryota; Fungi; Ascomycota; Sordariomycetes; Sordariales; Podosporaceae
Exons: 3
Coding region: 1-1008 (335 amino acids)
Source: RefSeq, a predicted model, not a curated record